This is a messenger RNA of Zea mays, 2464 nucleotides long. RefSeq lists its product as uncharacterized. The record is from RefSeq and is a predicted model, not a curated record. Bases 372 to 1235 code for a protein of 287 amino acids. NCBI's taxonomy places the organism in Eukaryota, Viridiplantae, Streptophyta, Magnoliopsida, Poales, Poaceae. The transcript has 2 exons.
CGCUGCCGCCAUCGGGACACGAAAACCUAGUGCUGCUGCCCGUACUGGUUUGCAUGCGGGGUCUGAGCACGGUUACUGAAACGAAACCAGCUCGUUUACCGCAAACCAUCUCUUCCUUUCUUGCACGCACGCACGCACGCCUUCUCACGUGAUCCAGCCAUAUUUUAAACACCGUCCUCGAGCGAGGAAUCGAAAUUUCCAAUCGCGCUGCAGUGCACAGAGGAGAGAGAGCCGGUCGCAGAGAAGAUACUCCUACCCUACCCUUCCACCACUGGAGGAGGAGCUGACUACGCAGACACCAGACAGCCUCGAGUAACGAAAAGGGACAGAGCUCGUUUAAUGGUCACGGCAGCGGCAAGGGGAGAUCGACGAUGAGGUGCGCCAGGCACCCGUACGAGGGCGGCGUCGGCGUCUGCGCGCCGUGCCUCCGCGACCGCCUGCUCGCGCUCGCCGCCGCGCAGAACGCGGCGUCCUCGCUGCCCCCGCCCCCGCCCCCGCCGGAGGAGCAGGAGCCCGAGCCGGUGUUCCCGAGGUCGGUGUCGCCGUACGUGUGCCGCCGCAAGUCCGACGCGUCGGCGCCGCGGGGGCGCCCACCGGGCAGCCUGCUCUUCUUCCGGACGCCGCAGGUCGGCCCCGCGUACGGCGCCGGAUCAGGAGCCGGGUUCGAGGACGGAGACAUCGGGUUCCGGAGGCGGCGCGGCAGGUUCUCCGUGCUCGCCGCGCUCUUCGGCCAGAGGUCGGAGGACGACAAACGCCGCGACAAGGAGGGGGCGAAGUACAGGUCCUCGUGGUGGCUCGCGGGGAUCGUGCCGCGCUCCCGCCGUAGUGGGAGGAAGGACAGAGAGGCCGGUUUGCCGCCGCCAUCCCCGCCGCGGCGCUCGUGCCGCGGGAUCAGCGGCCGGGGGCUCUCGCCUGUGAGGUACACCGACGGAGACGGCGAGGAGUGCACUUCCCCAGCGGAGUCGCUGUGGCUGCCUUCGCCGUCGCCGAUGCGGAAAACCCCGUGCCGCCGCCGCUCGGGACUGGGAGCGCCCGGGGCCGGUGUCUCGGGGUUCUCGAUGUGCAUCAGCCCGCUCGUGCGGCCCAGCAUGGCGAGGCACCUCCGUGGCGGCCACCCGCCGGACGCGAUCGUCUCCGGCGAUCUCCGCCCGUCGCCACUCCACCCGCUCACGUCCAGCGCCUCGCUCCACCAUUGCCGCUCCUGGAAGCUCGCCGAUGGUGGCCGCUUCCGGUGAAUUCAUCGUCUCCCUGUCACUGUGACUGACCCCUGUAAACAUAAACUUCUCUCUCACCGUUCUCCCACUUGUUCAGUCCAUUUUCACCCCCAAAAUCUUACACGACCAUUACAUUUCGGGGGUUUUAUCCUUCUUUUCUUUCUCUCCCUUUUCAUUUUACCUUGACAUGAAAGCUAUGGGAAAAAGCAUUUAGGCCUCGCAAACUGUUCCACUGACACGUGGGCGCCGACAUUUCUAACGGUGCCGUUUGUCAGCGGAACAUGUUGCAACGCUGUAGAAAGGAAGAAGCUCCCCGUACCCAGUGUUUUCGUGCUCGAAUUCUUGUUGCGUUCUGAGAUUCUCCGAUCAAGUAGCAACAAUGCCCGUCUUUAUCCAGUCCCACCGGCGGCAAGGGCUUGUGGUCCGAGGUGGAGUCGACGAGCGUUGUACGGCUUCGGAUCGCGCGCGUACUCUGGUUUGCGCGUGAGCGGGCUUUCUUUGCGCGCCAAAUUCACCGCGAUCGACGGUGCCCAAACCGUCGUCGUGAAAUUCAGCGCCGUCGCCUCGCCGCCGCUGCUGCUUGAGAUGCCAAGCCAGACGAUCCGGCCGGAUGUGGCAUCGCUGGUGCCGGCGGACAUCUACAUCCCGUCGAGCCACUCCCUAUCGCCGACAUCGCGGAGGAGCUCGGGCUCCGGCCAGAGCACUGUCACCACUACUGCAAAUACAAGGCCAAGAUAUGUUUCUCCAUUUUUCUUGAAUGGUGUUUCAUUCCUGAAAAUAGAGACGCCUAAAGAUUGUUCAGAACAUCAGUCGUCUACUUGUGAGCCAUAGUAUCAUAUUGCUGCAGGAAAACACAGAUAUGAGCAUACUGCAGCAAGACAAUGUAAUGUGUAAGUAUACACUAUGCAGCUCAGCCUAUCUCUGUAGUGCCACCGUGUUUGCUUAGCGGAAGAGUGAUGUGAUGAUGCCUUGUUUAUAUUGAUGUUUUUUUAAAAAAAUGUAAUUAUGUCUAUCGAAUAGCAGUAAAAUGAUAUGCAAAAUGCUAUUCAAAAUUAAUCUUGGCUACAUGUAAAGCAUUAAACAUUUUCUGGAUGAUUAAUUGUUUAGGUUAACUUCAGCGGCUUAUUCAAAUUUUACUCUAUGAACGAUAUAGUUUAUAGUGCGAAACAAUGUAAAACAAUUUUUUAGGUGAUUAUAAUAUGGAUGAACUGAUGAAGACAGUCUUAUGAGUUAUAAGUCAUGUCGUUUUA